Messenger RNA from Aptenodytes forsteri (emperor penguin), 228 nucleotides. RefSeq names its product transmembrane protein 238 (gene TMEM238). Bases 1 to 228 code for a protein of 75 amino acids. The transcript has a single exon. The record is from RefSeq and is a predicted model, not a curated record. Lineage: Eukaryota; Metazoa; Chordata; Aves; Sphenisciformes; Spheniscidae.
AUGGCCAUCUUCAAGCUCAUCGGCCACUGUGCUGGGUUACUCCUCCUGGCUGUGCUGUGCGAUGUGAUCGGGCUGAUCACCCUCUUCCUGGGAAUUUUUGCUCCACUAAGUUCCUGGGACUUCUUCAUCUACUUGGGAGCUCUGCUGCUCGCCUCCAGCCUCGUCUUCUGGAUCUUCUGGUACACAUUCAACAUCGAGGUCCCCUUUAGGGAGCUAGGUUUUAACUAA